UUAAGAACAAGUUACGUGUAAAACGAUUGCUGAACUUCAAUAUAACAAUACUAUAUUGUCUAAUAAGAAAAAUUUGCGUCGUUUCAAUAUCAAAGCGAUUGCAACAUUUUCCAAUUGAACUCAAGUGAUUGUGAAAUAUUCCAUAAUUAAUCUCUACCUCAAUAAUUCAAUAAAUGUGUGAAAGAAAAAACACAGAGAAUUUCUUUUUUCAAAAAAAAAAUAAAAAAUUAAUUGUGUAAAAAAAAGAAAUAACACGUCUGUCUUAUCAAUAAUAUUACGAAAAUCAUAUAAAAUUGUAGUUUUCUCGAAAAGUUAUAAAUCUUCAAUUCCACCAAAGAGAGUGAAACAAAAAGCCAGCGAGACAAGAAAAGUUGUGCGUUGCCUUCAAAACUCAUUUGUAAUUGAGUAUGUUAAAAAACACAAACAGAGGCUGCGAAUACGUAAAGUGAACAAGUACGAAAAACGAUAUACAACACACAAAAAAACGUACACACGCAGAGAAGGGAAUAAAGAUCGUGCGCGGUUUCUUGGCCCGGCCAAAACAGAGUACAGUGAAAUUUGAAAUAAAUGUACAGAAACGAAUGAGAAAAAAGGGAAAGAAAACAGAGACACAUUAUUGGCCAAUUGAAAGUGAAACAAUAUAUAUGACAGUAUACUUUUGUAGUGACGAUUGAAUUAAUAGAGCAAAUGAGCCGAAUGAAUUGACAUCGAUUAAGUGAACGACUAUACGCAAAAGUGAGUUUGGAAAUGUUGUAAAUACAUCUCUUAUGUGCACGUACUUGAAGCGUAUAUCGCUGAUUAAUACAAAAAUCUGCAUCCGAUCAAGUUGUAUGAAGCAAAGUCUGAAAAUUGAGUUGCACGAUCGGGCACAAUUCCAUUCAAAAGAAUUAAAUUAUUUUACCUUCGAUUCGUGUGAAGGUUAUAUGUUCCGAAAGAGAGGAAAAAAGUGUAGAGAUUUUUAACAGAAAACAAAUAAAAAUUAUGGAAAAGAAUGGUGAGCUGAGCAUUUGUGAAAAGUUGCCGGAUGUUAAGUUAGCCAACCGAAAGGAUUUGAUAAAACCGAACGCCGACACCGAUAAAGUGAACACAAAAAAAAUGGCCGAAGGUGAUAAAUGCAUAAAUAAUAAUCAAGACAUUUGCAUGAAAAUUGAAAAUAUGAACUCAGUUAAUAAAACUGAUUGCAGCGUAGUUAUCGAUGACGACACACAAUCAAAACAACAAGUAAAUUCGCCGCCAUCUCAACAAACGUAUGGUUGUGUCCACUACAAACGCAAAGCAAAAUUUGUUACGCCGUGCUGUGGAAAUUUUUACAAUUGUCGGUACUGUCAUGAUGAAAACGAGGAUCAUCACUUUGAUAGAAAAACGCUAACUGAAUUAAUUUGCACGAAUUGUGAUACACGACAAAAAGUACAAGCUGAAUGCGCAAAUUGCGGCAUUCGAUUUGGAAAGUACACGUGUUUAAUUUGUAACUUGUUUGACGACGAGGACAAGGAUCAAUAUCAUUGUGAUGGAUGUGGUAUUUGUCGAAUUGGCGGACAGAGCAAUUUUUUCCAUUGUGAAGUAUGUAAUAUGUGUUUGCCGCAGCAGUUAAAAACAAACGGACAUCGAUGUGUGGAGAAUGUAUCACGUUCAAAUUGUCCCGUAUGCUUGGGAGAUAUACACACAUCUCGUUAUCCAUGUCAUAUUCCUGAUUGCGGUCAUUUGCUGCACAAAACAUGCUUCGACCAGUUGCUCGCAUCGGGGCAUUACGUCUGUCCGACUUGUCAAAUGAGCAUGAUCGACAUGACCAAAUUAUGGGAAUACCUCGAUACACAAGCACAGAACUUACCCGUUCCGAAAUCACAUGAGAACAGUAUUGUGGAUAUCUUUUGCAACGAUUGUUUUAAACAAUCGACGGUGAAAUUUCACUUUAUUGGAUUGAAAUGUGCCAACUGUGGUGGAUAUAAUACAACAAAGAACAUCAAAACAGCAAGAACAUUUAGUUUCUCAAGCACAAAAGAUAAUCCAUCAACAUCUGCUUGACAAGGAUUUAUUUCAACUCUACACCUAGAUUAUUUUAUAUAUAGUGCAAAAUUGUGCUGGCCAUCGUGGUCAUUUGACGCAAUUAUGCGGAUGGUGAUGAUGAUGCAAGGCAGAAAAUAUUUGUUGUGAUUUUAUUAAACUGUAUCACAAAUAAUAUAUAUUGUAAUUUAGUGCUUUGGUGUUUUAACACAUGAGCCAUGUUAAGAAAUGACAUUUUCAGACAAUUCUUAUUGUUUGUUAUAUAUCAGCAUUUAUAUCGAUUAAAUGAAAGAGACGGAAAGAGAAAAAUAGUUUGAAAUUAAAUAGCGAAAUGUACGUUGCACCAGCUGAAGAGCUUAAAUUUAUCAAAUAGUAGAAAAUAGCAUUUUUAAUUAUAAAAAUCAGAACAUCAUAGCACAUUAUGUUUGAUUCAAACAUUACGUAUUGUAUACACACAACUGUCAAAGCAAAUGUAUGUGAAUUCAUAUAAAGUAAAAAAGGAAUAAACAUAUUGAAGUGACAG
Molecule: messenger RNA, 2524 nt
Organism: Contarinia nasturtii (swede midge)
Lineage: Eukaryota; Metazoa; Arthropoda; Insecta; Diptera; Cecidomyiidae
Gene: Rchy1
Product: RING finger and CHY zinc finger domain-containing protein 1
Exons: 8
Coding region: 982-2022 (346 amino acids)
Biological process (GO): protein ubiquitination; ubiquitin-dependent protein catabolic process
Cellular component (GO): nucleus
Molecular function (GO): ubiquitin protein ligase activity; zinc ion binding
Source: RefSeq, a predicted model, not a curated record